UAUACUGGCUGAUCGUCCCCGGUUGCCCUCUCUGUGUCGACCAUUCAAAAUCACUCCAUUGAAAUGCGCCAGUGAUAUCAAAUUUUUUUUAUUUUUAUUAUCAAAUUUAAGUAAAAUUUGAUAGAGAAUUUAAAAUAAAACUCCACUAUGUGAUAGAGAGAAACUCGAAGGCUAGAAGAAAGACGGAAAGUCAAAGCAGUGAGACAAUGACAACAAAUGGAGGAAAGCCACGAACACGAUCAUGAAUGUGAUCACCAGCCGCCACCAUCUCCGGGAGUGAGUCCAGACCAACUCAAGGACUGCAUACAAGAAUUACUCAAAUUCACACUGAAUGGAACCCUUGUUGGCCUCGACAUUGGGCUAUCGAAAGACUACUGUUCCAAUCUCCUCAAGGAUGACCCAGUUAGCCCUAAUCCCAAUAAUACCUCUCAUACUACUGGUUUUUCAGAAGGGGUUCCCACAUAUCCUUUAUACAAGCUUCUAGCAUCGGCUCUGUACCAUUCUAUAUCUUUUGCAACCUUCCAUAGACCAUAUGACACAAUGGCAUUGAUCCACGACGACACUUCUUUUAAGCAGAAGGAAGAUGAGUGGAUUGAAUUGGUUGUGGAAAAGGGAUCGGAAUUGCUAAAAGUACUGAAAAAUGUAGACUUUGAACUUCAUGUUCAAGAGCCUUUCUUUUCCCAGCUAAAAGAUGGCGUGAAAACAGUUGAAGGAAGAUGUGCUGUUGGUGACUAUAACAGGCCGAGCCCUUUGGACCCAACCCUACAAGCCAACCCAGGGGAGGAUGUCGAGGAACCCACCCCGCACCUCCCAAUUUCAGUCAAGGGCUAUAAAGAGGAUGUCUGCCGGUAUGCUUCAUUUUCUGAGAUGUUGGAAGCUGAGAGUCUAACAAAAGUCCUUCCUGGAGUAAAAGCCAUUGAAGAAGGUGUAGAAAUCUACCGGAAGUUCUAUUCGGAGGAGAAGGAAAGGUCAAAUGGUGUUCUUGCAAUUUGUGUUACAAAACCAGCUGCUCAGCCUUGUAUUUCUUUGGCCAGCAUUCUCUCAGGACUGAGUUAUGGGGGUCUCCAGAGGCUGCUGGGUUUUGUGCAUACUGUGGGAACAACUGUGGAGGCACUUCCACCACCAAGAUCAACUCUUCUCUCUUCUUUUCUGUUGCCACAUAAUCCAAAUGUUGAAAGCUCUACCUUGACUGAUGGAGCAAGGGCCUUGGCUAAGCAUGUAAAUAGGAGCAGCAGUAAAUGUUGGGGCACUUAUGGCGGGAGUGAUUCCAAUAAAAAUAAGCUUGCAAAGGAUGCCAUUAGUCACUUAAUAGCCCACUGUUGCUGGCAGAAUUUGCAUAUUGUUCCACCACAUGGGGUUGUCUAUGAGAUUAGGAUUGCUGAUGGUUAUGGUGCAAGGUGGUCUGAAGAUGGAACUAAGUUCAUAGGAUUCCUUGAGCCAUACAUGGAGGAUGGCCACUCAAAAGGAUGGAAGCACUAGCUUUACUCAUGCCUUCUAAUUCAACGCUAAGUGAGUGAUGAUCUAGUUAUUUUCUGAAAUUAAUAUAUUAUUAGUAUAUUAUAUAUGAAGGAAGAAUCUAAUUCAACAAUACUAUUACUGAGGAUGGAGCCAUAUAAGGUGUUGGGUUGCUACUUCGGAGAAUAAUUUUGAGGGAGCUAUGAUGAAUUUGAUGAUGACGUAUUGAUGAAGAUGAGAGUGAUUGGGAACUCUGCUCCAAAGAAUGAUGCUUUGGAAAGUAUAUCUUUGCAGGCCACUCUGUUUUAUGGGUUUCUAUCUGACAAAGAUUGCAUAAAAUUACGCAUUAAAUUUAAAAAGAAUCAAAUGCAGGUAAAAGAGUCAACAAGAAAGUUGCUCGGAUUUGCAUUUGAACAAGCUUUGAAUGAUCCAUCACAAUCAAUGCCUCCUCUAAUGAACAUUUAGUGUAUGUAAUUAUCUUGUGGAGAAUUGAUUGUUGAUCUGUUUACAAGAUUCUCCAAGGCAUAUAGCAUACGUAAGGAAAAGGACAAUUUCUGUUUUCUCACUUCAAUUAUUUAUGUUUUUUUGCUCACUUAAUGAUCGCUACAUCUUAUUCUUCUGGUAUUUUUAAUGGACGUACAUAAAAUAUAUUUAUCUAGAA
Molecule: messenger RNA, 2116 nt
Organism: Camellia sinensis
Lineage: Eukaryota; Viridiplantae; Streptophyta; Magnoliopsida; Ericales; Theaceae
Source: RefSeq, a predicted model, not a curated record